This is a messenger RNA of Ceutorhynchus assimilis (cabbage seed weevil), 1419 nucleotides long. Lineage: Eukaryota; Metazoa; Arthropoda; Insecta; Coleoptera; Curculionidae. The record is from the annotation of a GenBank genome assembly.
UGCCGCAGCAAAAUACGUCAGUUUGGUUAAUUACCACCGACGGCCGAUUAAUUAACAAUUCCAGUGCCACUUCGGUUUCCUGUUUCCAUGGAGACCGAAACCGAAGUCCCCGAUGAACAUUGAAUGGACAGAAACAUGUGUCUUGUAAUUGGGGGCUCACGUGACACGCCAGGGAGGCGCCACUAUUCGUCAAUGGGACCCCAUUUGCCAUUAUUUCGAUCAAUGAUUGCUAAUUUAAUAAUUCAAAAUAUGACAUGCAGGAAAUCUAUAUAUGGAAACAAUUUUUGUUAUAUAAUUAAAACAGUCCUGAGUGAGUGUGAAAAUGAGAAUCAGAGCACAUUGGAAUCAGUUCAGGUUAACCAGUAAUGAUCACCUGAAAUGAACCGUCAUAUUAGUGUCAAAAUAAGCUAACACCACUAUGAAUGAUCGUCCACCCAGCCGAAAAAGAAAAGUCUCCAGAUCAAAGUCGCCCCAAGUUUCCCUAUCAAGAUCUUCUGGUUCAUUGGAUAGUGGAUCAGAAGAGGAAUCGGAAACGGAUUCGAGAAAAGUGGCCCGUUUAAGUCACACAAACGGUGUUUCAUCGUCAGAAUUAGCUGAAACUCAAGAAAAGUGUCCCAUAUGCUUGAAACUUUUAACUGAUCAAAUUUCGGCUAUAACUGAUACGUGCAGCUAUCACACGUUUUGUUUGACGUGCCUCGAAGAAUGGUCCAAAAUUAAAAAACUGUGUCCAGUCGAUCGAAAAGAGUAUUCUUCCAUCCUGGUUCUGGAUUCCAAGGGUCAUGUGUCCAGUGAAUUGCCCAUAAAAUCAACCGUGUCUAAUGUACUUCAUGCAGAUGCGGAACUUAUUUUAUGUAUGGCUUGCGGACUAUUCAUUGAUUCAGAAUUUACGUUGAUUUGUGAUAGUUGUGAUGCUAUUUUUCAUUCUGAUUGCGUGACUCUUUCCCCGGAAAAUUACGCCGACCAAUGGCUAUGUGACGAUUGCUGGUGCUAUUUUAACGAAUUUUGAAAAAUCAUUGUAGUUUUUUUCUAUUUAUAUUAUUUUUCUUCAUUAAACUUUUUUUAAAUUGCAUUCUUCACUGACAUCCAUUGAGCGAUAAUACUGCUGACAAGUUACAAGUUCAGUACAACAUUAUUGAAUUCGCACCAAACAAAUGGCCGAAAGUUGAGACGGGAAAAAAUUCCCUGUGACACCGUUGAAUUUCUGGUCACGUCGUCGGGGUAUAAGAACGAAAUGAAAAUUAAGAAUCAUUAUUCUUUUCAGCUUUGUCGGCCGGUUCCUUAAUACCUUGCUCCUUCUUAAAACAUUCUCCCGGCAGAAGAGGGAAAUAAAAAUGCACGAGCGACACGAUUCCAGCUCUCCUUCCCCCUUGACGGGCUUCUUUUUCUUGUUAUUUUUGGGCAUCUCGCAUCUGCGACUCG